AUGUCCUCGCCAUUGAUCCUGAGCCUCAGCACGGUAUUCGCUCUGAUCGGUAUUGUGUUGGUGGCGAUCGCGUUUGGUACCAACAACUGGCAGGAAUACCGCGUAGAUCGCGCCGCGCUGAAACUACAGCUGAGUCGAUCCGACCGGCCACAAUCCGGACCCCGCCAGGACGUCGUCAACCGCUCCGAUCUCUUCUACAGCCGCGUAUACGGUCUCUUCAGAGAGUGCUUCCCGAACGAAGUGCCCACCGUCGCUAGGCGUCUGCUUCUCUUUGAUCUUGUCUUCGAUCGGACGGCGAGAGGACAGGUUCUCAUAGAGCGCGACACUUGCGAUGUCUUUGAUGUGCAGAGGUCAGAUCACAAGAAACAGUUUUUCGUCCCUUCUCGAGACAGCGGCAUCGUUCUCAGCAAUAACCGUGUAGAUGGAAUGAGCAGCGAACGUUCGUGGUGA
Messenger RNA from Soboliphyme baturini, 450 nucleotides. NCBI's taxonomy places the organism in Eukaryota, Metazoa, Nematoda, Enoplea, Dioctophymatida, Soboliphymatidae. The record is from the annotation of a GenBank genome assembly.